This is a messenger RNA of Pseudo-nitzschia multistriata, 1225 nucleotides long. Lineage: Eukaryota; Bacillariophyta; Bacillariophyceae; Bacillariales; Bacillariaceae. The record is from the annotation of a GenBank genome assembly.
GUAAUUGUCUUGAAACCGAAGCAUGCACAAUCCCCACAAGGUUCAGUAGCUGCAAAAGCGAGAAAAUCAUGGUUGUUCCAGAUCCAAACGUACUCGCAGCGGUUGAGAGGGGGAGUAGCGUAGUGUUUUUCGAUGUUAGCUUGGGGGAGGGUGAAUCAGCUGCAGAUCUCGGACGAAUCCGAAUGGAACUUUUCACGAAAGAUUGUCCAAAGACCUGCGAGAAUUUUCGUCAAUUCUGCACCGGUGAAUUUCUUCGAAACGAUCAGCCUACGGGAUAUUUGAAUUCAUCUUUCCAUCGCGUCAUUAAAGGAUUCGUCCUCCAAGGGGGUGAUUUUAUAAAUCAUGACGGUACGGGAAAGCUCAGCAUCUACGGGACAUCAUUUCCUGACGAAAACCUUACAUCACACAAACACGACAAUGCAGGUCUGCUAUCAAUGGCGAACAGCGGUCCAAAUACAAACGGAUGUCAAUUCUUUAUAACGUGUGCUGCCGCUCAGCAUCUUGGUACGUGCGAGUUUCGACCUUCAGCGAACAAGAUUCAAUACAUGCAUGGCACCCAUUUUCGAUUGAUAAAUUCAAACUGAAUCGAGAGGCAAUUUUUUACCCCAUGUAUAUUGAGCGCUAAAGAGUUUCUUAUUUUUCUUCCUUCUCUUCUAUCGGCGACUUUUGUUUCGCAGAUGGGAAGCAUACAGUUUUUGGACGAGUAUUAGAUGAUUCUAGUAUGUUGACAGUAAGAAAGUGUGAAGCAGUUCCGGUGAAUGGGACAACACCUAGGUUACCGCUGAUCAUUACACAAUGUGGAGAGCUUUAGUUCGACUAGAGUACAUAACAAUCAGAAAGGUCAAGUCCAAUGUUGGAAGCAAACAGAGUUCGGGCGAUUAUUGAAUGAUUCUAGUAUAUUGACGCUGGGAUAGUGCGAAGCAGUUCCGGUAAAUAGUAUAACGCCUAAAUUACUGCUGAUCAACACACGAUAUAAAGAGCAUUAGGUCGAUUGUACUGCAGUACUAGGUUGUAACAGAAGAAUAUCUUGGCCCGAUUUCAAAAUGAGAAAUAUUGCGACGAGAAUGUUCUAGCCGAUAUACAGCAACAAUUCAUGUGCGUCAGUAGGCGAUGCUGUGAGGCGCAUUUCAUCUUUGCAAUGUACCCAGACAGGAACUAUCGACCUUCACACCUUCGGAAAAGGGUCACAAUUUUUUUGGCGUUGCGAUGUACUGUAUCUCAUUCA